UGGUGUUCUACAGAUCAAUUAAUUCAGUCUCGUUCUCACUCCCGAUCCCCCCUCACUGGCCGAGCAAAAUCGACGCCGGGGCAACGAUUCCGGCGGAUUCGUACGGUGCUUGGAGCGGCGCAAGUUCGGGAUGCGGUGCAACCAGGAGCUUCGCGCCAAAAUCCGCAUCCUCGACCCGCCCGCGCCCCCCUCCGCCGCCUACGAUGCCGGCCUCCGCGCGCUGGGCCUCCUCGACUUCGUUCGCCUCGACCUCCGCUCCACCGGAGCGGUGUGCCGCGAGCACGUCGCCGAUCUCAUCGCCAACUACCACGCAGCAGACGGCCGGAGCUUCACCCAGAAGGGCCCCAUUGAGGUCUGCUGCGGUACCUUGGCCAAGGCGCUCUGCCUCCCGGGCCCCGGGUGGACCGCGUCCUCCCACAUGGAUCCGCCCGCCGCCGUCGCCUUCGCCGCGAGGGAGUUCAUGAAGGCCUACAUCCUGAGGCCGCUCGAAGCCGGCGACAGCUGGAACAGAAAGGUGGCCAGCAAUGUCCGCACGGCGGCGGAGAUGGUGAUGGGCGGGAGGGCGAUUGAUGUUGACUGGUCCGCGCUCAUCUGGGUCCUCGUGGAGGAGGAGAUCUUCGACCUUAGCAACGGGAGGAGGCCCAACUCGGCAUGCUACUACGGCGCCUACCUGCAGAGGCUCAUGUGGCUGCACUCGCCGGACGGCGUCCUGCCGCCGCCGAAGAUGCCCGCGUCGACAUUGUGCUCCCAGGAUGCGCAACGCCGUAAGCAAUCAGCAGUCAAUGCGAGAAACAAGCAUUUAGAAACCAGUUUAUAUCAAAGUCUCCGCUUGGAGCUGGACCGCAAGAUGCAACAACCUUCUAUUGAUGACAGAUCCAUGAAGCUUAAAGCAAGAUAUACAGAGCUUGAAGAAAAGUCGCUCAACGACGCUCUAGUUAGCCAAAAAAGAAAAAGGGGUGAUGAGCUUCCACGCUCAGAGCUGGAUUCCCUGAUGAAAAAGCUUGCUGAUGAGAGAUCCAAGCUGGUUGACGCCAUAUCCAUGCUGCCCGAAGCAAGGCAUGUGGAGUUUGAUGCGAGAUCCAAACAACUCGAUGUCAGGCACAUGCAGCUUCAGGCAAGAUCUAUGGAUUUGGAAGACAAGUCCAAAAGGCUAGACGCAAAAUCCAAGAUGACUGACGCGAGAUGGAAGCAGAUUGAAGCAAGGUCAGCAGAGUUUGACGCCAAAUCCAAACAACUUGACGCAACACACUUGCAGUUACAUGCAAGAUCUUUGGAGCUAGAAGUGAGAUCCAGCAAGCUUGAAGCCAGAUCCACUGAGCUUGAAGCUCUAGCAGUGCAAUGUGAGUUUGAGAGGAUAAACAUUGAGCAAUACAAAGAAUUGCAUGAUAAGAUGCACGCGAUGGAGGUACUUAACCAGGCUUUAAUUACCCAGCAAAGAGAAGCGAAUGAUGAGUUGAAGCGUGUUCAAAAAGAGCUGCUAAAUGAAAGCGAGCGACUAGCACUAUUACAGAAUGACCGGGAAGCAAUGGAGUCACUAAAUCAGGUUCUAAUAACCAAGGAAGUAGGAAGCAACAAUGAGUUGCAAGUCGUCCGGAAAAGGCUGAUAGAUGGCUUGCAGAAGUGUUCGAACAGACGAGCAAAUUUAGGUGUCAAGAGGAUGGGUGAGCUUGACCUCAAAGCAAUUGCAAACGCUUGCAGACUAGAUUUAUCACAAGAGGAUGCACAAGUUACUUGUGCUAAUCUUUGUUCGAAGUGGCAGAAUGAAAUUUCAGACCCAAAUUGGCACCCUUUUAGGGUCGUCAUGGUUAAUGGUGAAUGGACGGGGAUUCUCUCAGAGGAUGAUGCAAAGCUCCGGAUGUUAAAAGAAGAGAACGGUGAAGAUAUGUACACCUUGGUAACAAAAGCUCUACUUGAAAUCAAUGAAUACAAUCCCAGUGGUCGUUAUGUUGUAUCAGAGCUUUGGAACUAUAAGGAGGGCCGGAAAGCAACACUGGAAGAAGUCAUCGAGUUCAUUCUGAAACAGUAGCAGUCACAUAAGAAGAAGCGAUGAGCAUCCAUUUAUCGGCAGGCUCCAUGUUCUACUUUCGCUUCCGUAUAACUCGUACUUCCACCUCGAACUAGGACCUAGUAUAUCUUUAAUGUUAGUGGAUUAAUCAGAGGUACGUAGUAGUUCAUUAGUACUUGCUGAUUAUGCAACUAGAACAACUGUGAUCACUUUUUCGUAGCUAAAUGCUAGCUAGAUUCUCCUGUUGUAGAUUGGGAUCGACUGGUCUAGAAUGUACAUUGCCUGUUAUAUCUUUGCAUAUGUGAUGCUUGCCCUAAGAAUCUGCCUGCAA
Messenger RNA from Lolium perenne, 2336 nucleotides. RefSeq lists its product as uncharacterized. Gene Ontology annotation, biological process: gene silencing by siRNA-directed DNA methylation. Lineage: Eukaryota; Viridiplantae; Streptophyta; Magnoliopsida; Poales; Poaceae. The record is from RefSeq and is a predicted model, not a curated record.